AACUGCACCCUAUUAACUCUGCAGAGACCCUUUGAUUUGAGAUCCAUCGCUCAGGAGUUCAGAGUCAGGACUCUUCUCCAAAACCCACGCAGAUAAAAGAGAAAGCUCAAAGAUCUCUUCGGAAAUCUCAGGCUUAUCGGAUUUUCAAUAUGUCUCUAACAAGCGUUAAAAUGUCUGAUGAUGUCUGGUUAACGUGCCUCACCCAUGCAUUGUCUACAGAGACUGAGGAGAUUAUGGGCCUUCUUCUUGGUGAUAUUGAGUACUCUAAAAAUGGGGGUGUAACUGCACUAAUCUGGGGAGCUUCACCUCAGUCAAGAUCUGAUCGGCGAAAGGAUCGUGUAGAGACAAAUCCAGAACAGUUGGCUGCUGCAUCAGCUCAGGCUGAGAGAAUGACCACAUCAACAGGACGGACAACAAGGGUGAUAGGAUGGUACCAUUCACAUCCUCAUAUUACAGUUUUACCUUCUCAUGUAGAUGUGCGAACGCAGGCAAUGUAUCAACUUCUAGAUCCUGGCUUUAUCGGGCUGAUAUUUUCAUGUUUCAGUGAAGAUGUAAAUAAGGUUGGAAGAAUCCAAGUCAUUGCUUUCCAGUCGUCAGAUGGAAAGCAAAAUAACAUAUCAAGACCAAUUUCUGUAUCACCUGUGAAUAGAAGUUACAUAGAUGUUGAGUCAUCAUUAAGUUCCUCAGAAAAUACAUCAGCAAGAUCUGGAUCUGCAAGAGUAGAGAACCCAGAGCAAGACACUGGUGAUUCAAGAACAACUGCAGGAUCAAGUAAGGGUGGGGUAAAAUCUUUGGACUUGGGGGAUUUCUUUGCAAAUGCUGAUGCCAACUAUGUUGGGAGAGAGAGAAUAGGAGGCAACUACCACACUGCCAAUUCAGACAACACAUUUGUUGAUAUCGACCCCAUGGAUAUGUCAGAAAGUAUGCAAGAAGCUAUGCACCGCUCAAAUUUGGAAAUGAGUGGUGCAGAAUACAUCAGAAAAGAAAUUCCUCUUCAUGUUUUGCCAACAUGGUCUCUUCUUAAGCUAGAUUCACCUCUAACGUCAUUCACGGAUUUGCAACGUGUAUUAUAUGAAGAGGAGCGGGGAGCAUAUAACCAAGCUAUCUUGCAAAAUUUGAGGGAUGGAAAAGUACACCCCCUUACCUUCAUACAUCACACAGCAACUUAUCAAGCUUCCAUGUGCAAAUUGAUCGAAUAUUGUUUAAGUCCUGCUAUAAAUGCACUCCAAGAUCGCUUGAGAGAGAAUGAAAUUCGGUUAUCAAUGCUGAUUGAUGAAGCCAAGAUGUUGGAGACUGAAACUUUUAGAGGGAGUGAGCCAUCUUCCAGAUCUCCCCGCCAUGUUCCAUCUCAUGGUCUCCGAGGAAGUGCUUCAUCCAGUCAGCGGGACUUGCAUAGUUCAUCUGAAUCUCUUAGUGUGAGGACUGUUUCUAGUCCUGGUAGCCGAACCAGAACAGGGUCUUAACAGAACAACAAGUUAAACCUCUUUUGCAGUUCGUUCAAAUUGUCUCGGAGUCUGCCAGAGAAUCUUUUGUAACUUGGUUGACUCUUGGUAUCCAUGGUUGGCAGAGUUAAUUGUAGUAUCGGAUGAGUCUCUUAGCAUUUAUGACAUCUUUCGAGAGGAGGAUUUUUGGAGGAGCUAGAGGAUCUGCAAUUGGCUCAAGUAUAAUGUAGGAUGUAUAUAUUUCCUUCUGGGCUAACAGUACUUGGCUUUACUUUGUGAGCUUUUAUAGAGCAUGGGAUUCUAUAUUUGACUUUUUUCCUUGGUCAGUUCAUAAUGUUUUCCAUAGGGGGCAUCCCCUUGCUUGUAGCCUUGUAUUAUUAAUGAAAUGCUGUGCAUUAUUUUCCAAAAAAAAAAAAAAAAUCGUUGGCACCAGGUUUGAGUUUCAA
Messenger RNA from Hevea brasiliensis (rubber tree), 1888 nucleotides. RefSeq lists its product as uncharacterized. Bases 150 to 1463 code for a protein of 437 amino acids. The transcript is spliced from 11 exons. The record is from RefSeq and is a predicted model, not a curated record. Gene Ontology annotation, cellular component: BRISC complex; BRCA1-A complex. Lineage: Eukaryota; Viridiplantae; Streptophyta; Magnoliopsida; Malpighiales; Euphorbiaceae. Gene Ontology annotation, biological process: double-strand break repair. Gene Ontology annotation, molecular function: metallopeptidase activity; cysteine-type deubiquitinase activity; polyubiquitin modification-dependent protein binding.